GAGAAUUUAGAUCAGUUGGUCACAAAAUAUGACCGCCGCAAGUGUAGUUGCUGAUGAAACUAUAGAUUAAAGUUUAAAUUUUGAUAAUGACAACCAUCGAAGACACUGGCAGCAGCAAUAAAGCAUCUGGAAUUGAAUUUGCCAUCGGUGCCUUGGCUGCUGUAGGAGCAGGAUUUUUUACGAAUCCAGCUGAAGUUAUUAAAAUUCGCCUUCAGUUACAAGGAGAGCUGGAAGCUAGAGGAUCUUACAAGAAAAUAUACAAAAACACUUUUCAUGCAGCAUUCGUUAUUACAAAACAUGAAGGAAUAUUUGCUCUGCAGGCUGGUCUUGUGCCAGCACUGGCAUUUCAAGUAGUCCUAAAUGGAAUACGAUUAGGAGUUUAUAAUACUGCCAAGAAUUACGAACUAAUUUUAAAUGAAAAAGGCAAUACUGAUAUUUUUAAAACUGUAGCAGUAUCUGGAACUGCGGGAUCUGUGGGUGCUGUAAUUGGAAGCCCCUUGUAUAUGAUAAAAACACAAAUGCAAGCGCAAUCGGCUCAGUGCUUGGCUGUUGGUCAUCAACAUAGACAUUCUGGAACAUUGUCUGCGUUUCGAUUAUUGUGGAAGGAAGGUGGAUUUUCGAGUUUAUACCGAGGGUGGUAUGCAAAUGUUCCGAGAGUAUUUGUUGGCUCAGCGACACAACUGACAACAUUUGGCUUAGUAUCCGACGUUUUGAAAUCCUCUCAAAUAUUUACGGAUCGGCCAAUCCUUUUGACAUUCGUAGCUUCUCUGAUUGGCGGAAGUUGUGUUGCACUCACGAUGCAACCUUUUGACGUCCUUGCUACCAGAUUGUACAAUCAAGGUGUCGAUACAAAAGGAAAAGGAAUGCUGUACAGUGGACUCGGUGAUGCCUUUAUUAAAAUCUUCAAAACCGAAGGCCUCACCGGUUUGUACAAAGGUGUGUUCCCCACAUGGAUGAGGAUAGCACCGCACACAGUUUUAUGUUUAGUAUUUUAUGAAGAAUUAGCUCAAUUAUAUGCUAAAUUUAAUUAACUAAUAAUUUGCGUGAUUUUAAAGUUAUAAUGAAAGCUGCAAACGACAUAUAAACUCAAAAAUAUUCAUAAUUUUGUCAUAUUAAGUUGACACUUUGCAUGUAAAAUUUUUUUUUUUAAUCGGCGGAUAUGGUGUUUUUUGAGACUUACUUUUAUAUUGUCAGAGCAGCACCUAUAUUAAUAAUCUUGUAAACAAUAAAUAAAAGUUAAAACUAGUCUCAAUACUAUAAAAUAUCGUAAAUCGAAUUAAACUAUUUUAAUACUUUAUAACGAAUUUUUUAUUUCUGAAUUCAUAGGAAUUGAUUUAAUUACUGAUAAAAAAAUAUGAUCGAGGGGUUGAUCACUCUUGAACUUU
Molecule: messenger RNA, 1385 nt
Organism: Belonocnema kinseyi
Lineage: Eukaryota; Metazoa; Arthropoda; Insecta; Hymenoptera; Cynipidae
Product: solute carrier family 25 member 35-like
Exons: 5
Coding region: 87-1031 (314 amino acids)
Source: RefSeq, a predicted model, not a curated record